AUGCUUUUCCCUUCCUUUUUCCUGACUCUCACACCCAGACACUCCAUCAAAACUCCUCUCUCACUCAAUCUAAAGUCCCUCGAACCUUUUAGCCUCGCCUUCGCCUACCUCCCUUUCAAAAUGAGAACCUCUAUUCUCUUCUCUAUUGCUGCUAGCCUUCUAGGGGCAAGUGCACAAGCCGUGGAAGCUCCUAUUAAGGGGUACGGAGUUGAACCCUUUUCCUGGGAGGUCAAGGCUACCGCUAAUGGGCCUCCCCUGACCCUGAACGGUACUGUCGAGGAGGUCCAUUCCCAGCUCCUCAAGAUCAACCCCAACUAUGAUAUCGAAAUGGCCACCUCUGGGCGCAAAAGGGAGCACGCCAGAGAUAUUCACGGGCUAUUUAAGCGUGACAACGUUAUCUGCGGCAGACAGCGGGAAUGCUCCCGUAAACGCAUCGAGGAAGGCAUUGCCUACCUCUAUCGUGUACCAGGUCGCCCUACAAACGGCCCCGGACCUGGAAACUGCGGCAGAGUCAGCUGCUCCUAUGACUCUGCUAUUUGGUGGUGCAACGACAAUACGUUUACAAAGGUUCUCCCUGGGUUCUACAACGUCGCCGAGGGUGCCCAGUUGAUUCUCAACACUUGCAACCCUGGUGGCUCAUAUGUUUCCGGUCAAGACUUCCAUGAUGACAAGUGGAACGUUAUUGUGCAGUAUACCCAGUGCUAA
Messenger RNA from Trichophyton verrucosum HKI 0517, 705 nucleotides. RefSeq lists its product as uncharacterized. The coding region runs from base 1 to 705 and encodes 234 amino acids. The transcript is spliced from 3 exons. NCBI's taxonomy places the organism in Eukaryota, Fungi, Ascomycota, Eurotiomycetes, Onygenales, Arthrodermataceae. The record is from RefSeq and is a predicted model, not a curated record.